AUGGCUUCAAGUUUCUCAAAAGUUAAUAAUUUACUCUUAUCUCCAUUAACCACAAUUAAAAGUUCCACACCAAUAAAAAGUAGGAGGAUACCAAUAGUAGUAACUCCAUUACGUCGUAGCAUUCUACGUACUCAUUCUUGUUCAUGUACUAACAACCCUUUUUCUCCUGGAAUAUCUGAUGGUUCAUUUGGUUUACAUAUAAAUGGAAAUGAUUUCAGUCCCAGGAUGUUUGAAUAUAAAUCAGAAGAUGGAGAUAAUGAAAAUAUGUUUGCUUGGAAUAUAGAUCAAAUGUCUAAAAUACAACCAAUUUCAAUUUCUGAAGAAAAUAUAUGUUGUCAUGGUUCACCGAAUGUCAAAAGACAUUUAGAUUUACGUGAAAAAGUGAUGAAAUAUUUUAAAGAAAAUCAUCAUAUACCAUCACCAAAUACAUCUCGUUGUCUUGGAUACAGUAAAGAUUUAACAAAAACUCCACUAACAUCUAAAAAACUUCGUAAUCCUAACACAUCAGUGACUUUAUCAGGUUCGAGGAGUAUCUGUAUUUACAGACGUCGAAGUAAAUCAUUCACAGAAAAUCUUCCUUGUAGUAUAGAUUCUGGCAGAGUGACACCCAAAUUAUCAAAACGAGUUUUAGAAUUAAUUCAAUCACCUAUUAAUAAAAGUACUAGAAAACCACCAGAAGAAAAUGGUAAUUCAUCUAAUAUGAAUUUAUAUUUCCCAGAUGAAGAUAGUGAUUUCAAUAAAGAAACAUCAUUAUCUGAUAGUGAUAAUUAUAUACCAGUUAUUAAAGCGGGUGAAUUUUUAGAUACGGAUAGUUCAUUUUUGGAACUAGUAGGUGAGGAAGAUUAUUUGAAUCAGAAGGCUGAUUUUGACAUUAGUGCUAUUGAGUAUGAUUCUUUUCGCCUUAAUCUUAUGAUGUCUCCAAUUUCUUCAAAUUCUGAAAUUGAUAUAAACAAUGUUACCGAACUUUAA
Strongyloides ratti is the source of this 969-nucleotide messenger RNA. RefSeq lists its product as hypothetical. The transcript is spliced from 2 exons. Lineage: Eukaryota; Metazoa; Nematoda; Chromadorea; Rhabditida; Strongyloididae. The coding region runs from base 1 to 969 and encodes 322 amino acids. The record is from RefSeq and is a predicted model, not a curated record.